CAGACAGACGGAGAGAGGAACAGAACUGUGUGAAUGGACGAGGGACAUAAAGAGGGAGAAGAACCUCUGUUACCUAACUAAAUCUGGAGAAAAAAAACAGUCGGCCCUGCUGAAGGAUUAGCUCCCUAUUCGUGCUAACAUGGCUCUACCCUCUGUGGUGGUGUUGCCCCUGCUGAUCGUCGUGGCGGCCGGGGUGUACUACAUCUACAAUGUAGUCUCGCAGUUCAUGUCCAAGUCCAUAGUGCGAAACAAAGUGGUGGUGAUCACUGAUGCUGUGUCCGGACUGGGAACUGAGUGUGCCCGUCUCUUCCAUAAGGGUGGUGCCAGACUGAUCUUGUGUGGGAGUAGCUGGGAUAAGCUGGAGUCUCUGUAUGACCAUCUGACUAAUGACUCUGACCCCAGAGAGACGUUUGCCCCAAAGCUGGUGAUCCUGGACUUCAGCGAUAUGGACAGCAUGGAGGACGUGGUGGCUGAGGUGGUGGAGUGUUACGGCUGCGUGGAUGUGUUGAUCUGUAACAGCAGCAUGAAGAUGAAGGCCCCGGUGCAAAGUGUCUCCCUGGAAGCGGACAGAAACAUCAUGGAUAUUAACUAUUUCGGCCCCAGCACUCUGGCCAAAGGUGUUCUUCCAACAAUGAUCUCAAGAAGAUCUGGUCACAUUGUUCUGGUCAACAGUAUCCAGGGAAGACUGGCUGUCCCAUUCAGAAGUUCAUAUGCUGCAUCUAAGCAUGCCGUGCAGGCCUUCUUCGACUGCCUGCGGGCUGAAGUGGAGGAGUUUGGGAUAGUCGUCAGCAACAUCAGUCAUACCUUCAUCAAUGCCUCCGACCAGCAACCUGCGGAGGAGUCCGCCCCUAAAACAAACACGCUGGCUGCAUUUAUCGCCAGCCAGUUGACCCAUGGUGUGUGCCCGUCAGUCCUGGCCAAUGAGAUCAUGCAAACAGUAAACAGGAAGAGGAAGGAGGUUGUGCUGGCCCACCCCAUCCCCAGGGUGGCCCUCUACCUCCGCUCCCUCUUCCCCUCCUUCCUCUUUGCUGUGCUGGCUGCUGGAGCGAAGGACUCAGUCCUGGCUGAGCAGAUGCAGUAGGAGAACUUCUGAAAUGGAACAAUAAAGAGAUGUGAAAUAAAGCAAGGAUGUGUGGAAAUGGUAGAUAUGUAAUAGUAUGUGUUUGGCACAAGGCUGGAUCACAAGCUGGGCAAAGCGGGCAACUGCCCCAGGGCCCCAGGGCCCUUAGGGGGCCGAAGGCUUCAGGUUUAUCAUAUGGCAAUUUAUUUGUGGUAAUUUAUGUUAUAAUCUUUAAGAUUUUCCAGAAAUCAAACCCUGUUCGUCAUACUAAUUGUGGUCUUACACAUUUACACUCUGUAAUGACCUCUAUUAUAGUUCAUUGUUAGUGGCUGAGUCCCACGUUUCAUUCAGUUUAACUCCACAUCCAAAACAAUGCAAGCAUGUAAUCCAGCGCUACAGUGUGUAGCUUUAUAUCAGCCUCAUUGUUUACUGUUAGCUCCUCUUACCACUGUAUCAGCGCAAACAGCAAACCCAGUGAUCUCUACUUGCAGGGCUGUGUAGUGGCAGAAGUUCAUUUCUCAAGUACUUAAAUACAAUUUUGAGUUGAAUGUUGAAUUCAGGAUUUCAGUGUUAUGAUACAUUAUGGAAGUAAAGGAAAGGCCGUAAGGAUUUGAAUCAUGUAAACAAUUGAAUAAGUCAUUGUGAUUGUAUUUGUGGCAGGAAGGAGGAGGAGGAGGCUUCUUGGUGAAUGAUGUACACAUUAAAUGAGCUGACGGGAUUGUAUUUCACUGGAGCUUUCAUGUAACAAAUAAAAUGUAUUGAUUAUCUGAA
Molecule: messenger RNA, 1831 nt
Organism: Cottoperca gobio
Lineage: Eukaryota; Metazoa; Chordata; Actinopteri; Perciformes; Bovichtidae
Gene: dhrs7cb
Product: dehydrogenase/reductase (SDR family) member 7Cb
Exons: 7
Coding region: 140-1081 (313 amino acids)
Biological process (GO): intracellular calcium ion homeostasis
Molecular function (GO): oxidoreductase activity, acting on the CH-OH group of donors, NAD or NADP as acceptor
Source: RefSeq, a predicted model, not a curated record